UAAAUUGACAUUACGGCCGUAACGUCAAAGUGCUCAAGGUCGCAGCUGUGCGCAUGUUUUAUAAAAGUAAUUGAAAUUCAGUUAAAUAAAUUAGUCUCACAGAUUAAUGCUGAAUAGCACGUUGCGACAGUGUUCGCGUUAUCUGAACAAGAUGGUGCCUGAAGUCGUAUUCGUGUUGGGAGCGCCAGGCUCCGGCAAGGGAACUCAAUGCUCGUUUAUUUCUAAAGAAUAUGACUUCGUACAUCUGUCUGCGGGCGACUUGCUGCGCGAGGAGCGGCAGCGUCAGGGCUCCGAGUACGGGGAGAUGAUUGAGCAGAAAAUUCGCAACGGAGAAAUAGUACCGGUUGAGGUUACGUGUUCAUUGCUGCACAAGGCCAUGCAGAAGUCAGGCAAGUCGCGCUUCCUCAUAGACGGCUUCCCGCGCAACAAGGACAAUUUGGACGGGUGGGAACGAGUCAUGUCAGACAAAACCAAGUUACUGUUCGUAUUGUUCUUCGAAUGUUCCCGGGAUUUGUGCACUGAGCGGUGCCUCGGACGCGGCGCGGCGGGCAGCGGCCGCUCCGACGACAACCUGGAGAGCUUGCAGAAGAGGUUCAACACUUAUCUGAACGACACCAUGCCUAUCAUACAGCAUUACGAUCAGCUGGGGCUUGUCAGGAGAAUUAAUGCAGAGGUGGGACCCCAACAAGUGUUUGAAGAUGUUAAAAAAGUAUUUAAUAAAUCCGACAUGAGUAGGAUAGCUAAUUAAUUUAUGUAACUGUAAGUAGUCCAAUGUCCUUCUGAAGGAUUGUUGUCUUGUGCUAGGCAUAUUUAUGUAUGUAUAAAUAAAUCAGCUUUAAUGUCCUGAAUUAGCAUUUAUGACGGAGAGAAACAAAACCACCUGAAUUAUGUAUAGUACACAGUUACCUUGUAUUUGUAAUACAUUUGUUUAUUGUAUUUAAUACCUCUUCAGGAUAUAAACUUAAUUGCUUACAAUGGCCUUCAUGUUUAAAAGGAAAAUUUUAAUGUCUUGUGUAUAUGUUAACUGUAUUGUGAAAUAUCUGCAGUGAGGUUAAUCUAAUAAAUGAUAGAUAAAAGCCAAGUCAUCAUAACAGGCAAAUUAAAAAAAAUUGUGUGUAAAAAAUAUAUUCUAAUAAAUAAUAUUUUGGUGUGACAUUUAUUUGGUAAAUACAAAUUAUGUAAACUAAACUGAAUUAUUUAUGUAACAGAAACAUUUAAGAAUCAUUAUUUUAUUACCAUUAAUCGAUAGUCAUACUGAUAAAAAUAUCUAGUGAAGUGACAUCACUGAUAAAUCAUACAUAAUGUGGGAAAAUUUAAAACCACCUAUGUGCAGUGUGAAGAUUGUAAAUAUUACAACAUAUUGCAUUGAGCUGAUAUUUUUUUAACGGCUUCUAUAAAAUUAGUAAAAAUACUGUAAUUUGUUUGAGUGACUGCAGUGGCAAUAUGGUGGCAUGAUGGACAUUAUUUAUAAUGAUAAAAGGCAACGGACCCAGUAUCAGAGGGUCCCAAAAUAUUGUUAAAUUUACAUCUUUUAUUUAAGGACCUUAAGAAAAUCACAGGAGAAAGAUAUAUGCAGGUACAACUUCAGUUACGCCACUGAAAGAAAGAAUAACUUAAAAGACAAAAAAUUGUUAAUUAAUAGAAUUUGAAAAAAGGAAACACUAUAACUGGCGUGUAUAAAUAAAAAUAUAUAUUUUUUAAUUAAGGCACUCUCCCGAGUAUGCGAACUUGAGCAUUGGUUCCAUACAUUUACUCACACGAGUUACGGCCGAAAAUAUGCAAUGAUUUAAGAAUUAUUCGUAAAAAACAAUUUUAGGUGUUUGUCUAAAUUCUGAACUUCAAUAAUGUUGCUUAUUAAAUCUAAUAGUUAUAAGAAUACGAUGUUUUAUUUUUUCUAUAUGUAUUAUAAAUAUCAAAUAGAUCGCUUUUAAAAGUUUGCGCACUGUUUUGCUGGGGACACCGCCUUUGGUAAAUAUGAUUUGAGAGCCUCUAAGAAAAGAGCUUAGUCCUAAAUUAAAACAUGCUACUCAUUAAUGAUUCCCCCGAUUUGUGAUUUUAAUCGACAGUGAUCCUUUACUGUUAGGCUACUAAAGGAUAGCUCCUUCUUAAAAUAAAUAGUUAAUAACAUAAUCAUUUAUUCAUGUUAUAAUGUCAAUAGUUAUAAUAUUAUUCAUAGGUACUACAAUAAUGUGCAGAUGCUUUAAUUAAACAGGAUCCAAAAGUU
Molecule: messenger RNA, 2224 nt
Organism: Manduca sexta (tobacco hornworm)
Lineage: Eukaryota; Metazoa; Arthropoda; Insecta; Lepidoptera; Sphingidae
Gene: Dak1
Product: UMP-CMP kinase-like
Exons: 1
Coding region: 107-748 (213 amino acids)
Biological process (GO): UDP biosynthetic process; 'de novo' pyrimidine nucleobase biosynthetic process; CDP biosynthetic process
Cellular component (GO): nucleus; cytoplasm
Molecular function (GO): ATP binding; UMP kinase activity
Source: RefSeq, a predicted model, not a curated record